GGGAAAAGAAGAGGGAGGCGGAAUGCAACAGGCUGAGCUCAAUCGUCACUGCCAGAGGGACUUCUGACUGACAAACACAACUACUACACUCCUUUUUCAGCCCCUCACUAACAUCCUGACUGUGUGCCGCUUUCAAAACUCACCCGAUCUGAGAGCCUGGACCUGGUCCAGGUGCCUUGGUACCACUCUUCCUCCCUCCUCAUCAUCCCUCUCACCUCCUUGCAGCCUGACGUUUGUGGAGCCAGCAGCUGGGGAGGGGCUGGAUGGCACCAUCCUAUGUCAAACUCUAUAUAAGCUCUUGAGAAGACAAAGAAGGGAGAGGGGACAACCAGACAGUCAGACAAAAGUCACCUGAAUCACCAGCAGCACUUCUAAAGAUGGCAACCAACAGGGAGCACCAACUGCGUCACAUCACUGGCUUCCCUCGUGCCAUGUACCCCUUCACCUUCAACUCCAUGCGGAGCCACUCCCCCUUCGACCUGCUGGCCAGUAGCCACCUCUUUGGCAGGUUUGGGGCGGACCUUCCUAAAGAAAUGGCUGCGUUGUCGGUGGAGACGCAAAGCACUAGCUCAGAGGAGAUGGUGCCCAGCUCUCCUUCCCCUCCUCCCCCUCCUCGGGUCUACAAGCCGUGCUUUGUGUGCCAGGACAAGUCCUCUGGUUAUCACUACGGAGUGAGCUCUUGUGAGGGCUGCAAGGGUUUCUUUCGGCGAAGUAUCCAAAAGAACAUGGUGUAUACCUGCCACCGAGAAAAGAACUGUCAGAUCAACAAAGUCACCCGCAACCGCUGCCAGUACUGCCGGCUGCAGAAAUGCUUUGAGGUCGGCAUGUCCAAAGAAGCGGUUCGUAAUGACAGAAACAAAAAGAAGAAAGACGUGAAGGAGGAGUUGGUGCUGCCAGAGAACUAUGAGCUGAGUGGAGAACUGGAGGAGCUUGUUAAUAAAGUCAGCAAAGCUCACCAAGAGACCUUUCCAUCUCUGUGCCAGCUAGGAAAAUACACCACAAAUUCAAGUUCGGACCACAGAGUACAGCUGGACUUGGGCCUGUGGGAUAAGUUCAGUGAGCUGUCCACUAAGUGCAUUAUAAAGAUUGUGGAGUUUGCAAAGCGGCUACCAGGCUUUACCACGCUCACCAUCGCUGACCAGAUCACCCUCCUCAAAUCUGCAUGUCUGGAUAUCCUGAUGCUGAGAAUAUGUACCCGAUACACACCAGAACAGGACACCAUGACCUUCUCAGAUGGCCUGACUCUUAACAGAACUCAGAUGCAUAACGCCGGUUUCGGCCCGCUCACAGAUCUGGUGUUUGCCUUUGCCGGCCAGCUGCUGCCUUUGGAGAUGGAUGACACAGAGACGGGACUACUCAGUGCCAUCUGCCUUAUAUGCGGUGACCGUAUGGACCUAGAGGAGCCACAGAAGGUGGACAAGCUGCAGGAGCCUCUACUAGAGGCUCUGAAGAUCUACACCCGCCGCCGACGCCCCAACAAGCCUCACAUGUUUCCUCGCAUGCUGAUGAAAGUCACAGACCUCCGAGGAAUCAGUACCAAAGGUGCAGAAAGAGCCAUCACAUUGAAGACAGAGAUCCCUGGACCCAUGCCUCCACUGAUCAGGGAGAUGCUGGAAAACCCUGAAGCCUUCGAGGACAGUAGUGACUCAGGGGACAGCACCGCAGCUGCUCCCCCCGCCAUUCAAGCCAUCAAAAAAGAGGAGAAGGCAGCGGACGAGUCGCCCGCUGAGGAGGAAGAGGAGGAGGAGGAGGACGACUACUGGGAUGAGGAGAAGGAGAGAGGUGCAGACAGUGAUGGGGAGGCUUGGGGCGAGGCAGCAGCCGGAGGGCAGAAGAAAGGUGUGACUGGAAAACCACAGUGAGAGACUCAACGAUUGCUGAUUCCCUGUUGCCAAACAAUAUCUCCUUUUCGAACCCAAUACUUUUAGGCUCUUAGACAACACUCGUACAGCAAGUUUUUACAUAUCGUGUAUGUUUCAACUGAAUGGAAAUGUGUUAAAUUCAGUAUGGGAAGCAAAAGGCGAGAGAAGAAAAAGCACUAAUAGUCAGUGGGCCGAGGAGACCGCCAUGCAAAAUCACUGUGCCAAAAUGAGACUGUAUAAAAGAUAUUUCAAAAAGUGUUCGGUCCACCCAAAGAGGAACAAUAUGUGGUGGAUUGAAGAAAAUGCACUCCUCUGCUAUCUAUAAGGGCUAUACUUUGUAUAAAAUUGAUGGUAAAAUACAUUGCUGCAACAGUACUCAAUGUGGUGCCCAUUUGCCGCAUAUGUCUUUUGCAGAAUUCCCUUUCUUGAGAUAUGCUACUUAUUUUUGUUAUUGUAUGGUUUUUGUAAGCAUGUACACAUUUCUUCUCUUUCUGAAAGCCUGUUUGUGGGAUUUUAUGUUGCUUUAUUUUUGUAUAUUAUUUCACUCAGUCCUUCUUACAUUUUUUACUGGACAUAUGAGGUUUAUUCUUUUUUAAGUGUGUCUUUAAUUGUAUGCGUUUCCGCUUUAUUGGAUAAAAACAUAAGCAAUCGUCAAAAUAGUAACGACAGCAACAGCAAAGAGACACCAGGUCAUGAGCAGGACUCAAACUCACAAUUUGACAAGCACAUUGUAUAUUGGUAGGCAACUAUAACCUUACUAUCAGUUGCUAUCAGUGCUUGUGAUCCAAAUAAGACUCCAAAAAAGAAUGCAAAACAAAUAAAGCAAUAUAUCAUCUUCACCUCUCAGCAAAUCAACACACUUACAAACAAGAGAAACUAAGACUAAAGAAUCUGCAGGGUAGAUUUCAUGUCGUAAAACAGUCUCAGGUUGAUGGUCAAUACAGUAUUUUAAGAAACCUUAAGGUGUGUCUGCUCCAAUGUCAAUACCUGACAUCCAUAUGGAUUUUUUAUAGCUUUCAUUUUGAUCAAGUUGUACAUGCCCUUGGUACAGCAUCCAGGUACUGAAAAGCCAUAAUAUUUUCAUUUGGAAAGCAAAGAAUCCUCCAAACAUAAAAGCAGUUUACGUCACAGGAAACCUCAGGUGUGUAUGUGUGUGUGUGUGUGUACGUGUGUGUGUGUCUGUGUGCAUGAAUGUGUAACUGAGAGCAUUUAGCAUUAUACCAUGUUUUUGCAAAUGUUGUUCUUAACGUCAUUGCUGCCAUACUAUAGAGUAAACUAUUAGCUUGCUUAAAAGAAUGCACAUAAAACAGGUUUUGUAGCAAAGACAUUUUUCAGAUUUCCACAGCUCACUCAAAGGCAGCCGAACAUGUAAGCUGAACCAAGAUGAGUUUGUAACCGUCCAAAAUGACUAACAAAUUAAAAAGCUUACAUCUUAUGGCCUGUCAUGUCAAGUGUGUUCAUGUGUGCUGUAUCUCUUGAGUGAGGCAAACAUACAUCUUGUAAAAUAUAUUCUUAAUUAUUUUGUCUUUACAUUGAAACUAUACAGCUUCUUUUUUUUAACAUGGCAGAUGUAUACAAUUUUCAAAGACAAUGUGACUCUCACUCAGCUCGUUAAGGGAAAAGAUUCUCCAUCAGCAUGUUGAAACGCUGCAGCAGCAACAAGGCUGUAGCAUAUUUGUUCUCAAAAUGAGGGAAACAAUUAGUUUAAAUGAUGAAGUUGAAAAAAGGACUGCAUGUUUCUGAUCAUCAAAUAUGGAGAUGUUCACUCCUCUGAAUGAAGCAAAAUGUUGAGCUGAUCAUGUUUGAAGCAUUUACAAUUGAUAAAAGUUUGAUCAUUCUUUAGCCCCAGAACUACAGCUAAGAGAAAAUGUUGAUUUAUUGAUAAACAACACUGAUGUCAAAAUAGAUUUUAGACUGUUAAAUGAAGAUAUUUGGUACUACAAAGGAGCUUAAUAACCAUACUAAAAGACACACAGAGUUAAUAUUUGCACUGUCAGCCAACUCUCUAUGCUAUAUUGUUCUACAUAAAAUAAUAUUUCUACUUCUCAUAACCAUAAUAUUUCAUAAUUAGUUGUUUUCCUGUUUAAUUUUUUGUUUUCGUUUUCUUGAAUUUGAGCUGGUGCAAUAGAAAAGCCAUGAUAGAGGUCUGAGGCCUCAGCUCUGUGUGUAUGUCUGCAUGUGACCACAACAACAACAAAUAGACCAAAGACAGAUAUGUAGUCACAUUUUGACAAAACAUUAACUGAUAAUAAAAUUGAGUUCAUCUAUGUGAAAUAUAUUAACUUUGUAUUAUGGGAGAAUCUUUUUUGAUCGUGUUACUUUUGAAGCUGGAACCAUUGUAUCUCUGUUGAAUUGUAUUGUUGUUUUUGACUUUUUAUAUUUACAAUGUUUGUCAUUUUCAAAUAACUUCAUGUUCAGGGAUUUGGACACCUCAUGAGUUUGUAUUUCAAUUGUUCCAUAAUAUCUCUGUUACACACAAAUGGUUAAAAAAAAAGAAAGAAAGAAAAAAAUACUGGG
Molecule: messenger RNA, 4379 nt
Organism: Labrus bergylta (ballan wrasse)
Lineage: Eukaryota; Metazoa; Chordata; Actinopteri; Labriformes; Labridae
Product: retinoic acid receptor gamma-A-like
Biological process (GO): cellular response to corticotropin-releasing hormone stimulus; retinoic acid receptor signaling pathway; regulation of transcription by RNA polymerase II
Cellular component (GO): nucleus; transcription regulator complex
Molecular function (GO): nuclear receptor activity; RNA polymerase II cis-regulatory region sequence-specific DNA binding; nuclear glucocorticoid receptor binding
Source: RefSeq, a predicted model, not a curated record